CUCGCCGCCAUGAAGGUUGAGUUGUGCAGUUUCAGUGGGUAUAAAAUUUAUCCCGGCCACGGCCGGCGAUAUGCCCGAAUCGACGGAAAGGUGUUCCAGUUUCUGAAUGCCAAGUGCGAGUCUGCGUUCCUGACCAAGAGGAACCCCAGACAGAUCAACUGGACUGUACUGUACAGACGCAAACACAAGAAGGGCCAGUCUGAAGAGGUGACAAAAAAACGCACACGUCGUGCUGUGAAGUUCCAGAGGGCUAUUACUGGUGCCUCUCUUGCUGAGAUCUUGGCCAAGAGGAACCAGAAGCCCGAGGUGCGCAAGGCCCAGAGAGAGCAGGCCAUCAGGGCUGCCAAGGAGGCCAAGAAGGCAAAACAGGCAACCAAGAAAGUUUCCACCCAGAGCACCAAGGCCCCUGCCAAGGCUGCACCCAAACAGAAGAUUGCUAAGCCCAUGAAAGUGAGCGCUCCUCGUGUUGGUGGCAAACGUUAAAUUUCUCUGGUGUUUUGUGUAUUAAUAAAAUUAUCACAAUACC
Messenger RNA from Ictalurus punctatus (channel catfish), 526 nucleotides. It is a transcript of the gene rpl24, whose product is annotated as ribosomal protein L24. Gene Ontology annotation, biological process: cytoplasmic translation. The record is from RefSeq and is marked provisional. Gene Ontology annotation, molecular function: structural constituent of ribosome; mRNA binding. Gene Ontology annotation, cellular component: cytosolic large ribosomal subunit. NCBI's taxonomy places the organism in Eukaryota, Metazoa, Chordata, Actinopteri, Siluriformes, Ictaluridae.